Messenger RNA from Telopea speciosissima, 879 nucleotides. RefSeq lists its product as uncharacterized. The record is from RefSeq and is a predicted model, not a curated record. The coding region runs from base 1 to 879 and encodes 292 amino acids. The transcript has a single exon. Lineage: Eukaryota; Viridiplantae; Streptophyta; Magnoliopsida; Proteales; Proteaceae.
AUGAAAUUAUACCCACUACUGCUCAAGCCUCCAAGUACAACAACGCAUAAGCGAAUCACAAGUAACGGUAGUAGAUUCUAUCCAUACUUCAAGGAUUGCGUUGGAGCCAUAGAUGGUUCACAUAUCCCAACAUGGGUUCAAGUAGAACAACAUCGUUCAUUUCGUGAUAGGCAUGGAUGUAUAUCCCAAAACAUCCUAGCUGCAUGCGAUUUUGACAAGAAGUUUACAUAUAUACUUGCUGGCUGGGCAGGAUCGGCAUCAGAUUCUCGAAUAUUGGAUAAUGCCAUACACAGGGUAGGAGAAGGAAGGUUAGUGGUACCUGAAGACAAAUUCUAUCUUGUUGAUGCUGGGUUUCCUAAUCAGAAAGGAUUCUUGAGACCAUUCCGUAAUGUUCGAUAUCACGUGAAAGAGUGGAAAAACUCUAAUUUGGGGCCGCAAGAUAAGAAGGAGUUGUUUAAUUUACGACAUGCCUCUUUGCGUAAUUGCAUUGAAUGUGCGUUUGGUCUCUUGAAGAAAAGAUUCAAGAUAUUGAAAAAUCAGCCUGAAUAUCCUUUUAAGACACAAGUCAAGAUUGUGAAUGCUUGUGUUCUUCUUCAUAAUUUGUGUUUGACUGUAAAUAGUUAUGAGGAAGAGGAGUCAUUUUUCGAAGCUGAGGAAGAAGAAGAAUCUACUUCCAACAAUGCUAGCAUAACAGUAGAAACAGAUGUGGAAUCUGAGGAUGAUGACAAUGUUGUUCAAGGUACUGGUAAUGUGGAAUGGGAUCAAUUCCGAGAAGGCAUGGCUGACAACAUGUGGGGCAGCUGGAUGGGAGGCGGUGUAGAUGAUGAUGAUAUGUAUAAUGAUCUCAAUGGUUUUGAUGAUGUGAAUGAUUCAGAUUGA